Messenger RNA from Patiria miniata (bat star), 423 nucleotides. Its product is annotated as C-type lectin domain family 10 member A-like. The transcript has a single exon. Lineage: Eukaryota; Metazoa; Echinodermata; Asteroidea; Valvatida; Asterinidae. Bases 1 to 423 code for a protein of 140 amino acids. Gene Ontology annotation, molecular function: signaling receptor activity. The record is from RefSeq and is a predicted model, not a curated record.
AUGUACUACGACAGUCCUUCGAGCUGGGUCGAUGCUUUUAAAUUUUGCGACAGUAAACGAAGCCACCUUGCCGUGCCGAACUCACAGGCCGAGAUCGAAUUCUUGUGGCGGAUGGUGCUGGCGAUGGAGACUGUAAAAAGACGCGGGGUCUGGAUCGGCUGCAAACGCGAGUCUGCUGAUUCGAGCUUUGAAUGCGCUGGGAACACCGAGGGAAUGAGCUUCACCAACUGGGCACCGGGUUAUCCCGAACAAGGAGCUCCUCGGUGCGUAGUGAUGUCGAAGGGCCUCGGAACAUGGAAAACUAACAAUUGCGCUCGGCCGUCCUACUACAAGUAUGUCGUCUGCGAGAUGCCGAAUACUCCUCGCGUGCACUGCUUGAAGGCCAAUGCAAACGGACACUUCGUGGAUGACUACCGUGUUUAA